Messenger RNA from Colletotrichum higginsianum IMI 349063, 1761 nucleotides. RefSeq names its product Tripeptidyl-peptidase sed4. The record is from RefSeq and is a predicted model, not a curated record. NCBI's taxonomy places the organism in Eukaryota, Fungi, Ascomycota, Sordariomycetes, Glomerellales, Glomerellaceae. The transcript has 2 exons. Gene Ontology annotation, biological process: proteolysis. Gene Ontology annotation, molecular function: serine-type endopeptidase activity; tripeptidyl-peptidase activity. Bases 1 to 1761 code for a protein of 586 amino acids.
AUGAGGUCUUCUUGGGUCAUUACGCCUUUGCUGCUGAGCGGAUUCGCUCUCAGUCACCCAACGUCAGGCGGACACGUCGUUCACGAGUCUGUCGAGCAACUGCCCCGAGGCUGGCGUCAUGUUGCCCCGGCGGAGGAUCUCAACACGGUGCGACUCUCGGUUGCGUUGAAGCAGCCCGGCUUGUCUGAGCUCAAGGCCCGUCUCGAGGUCACCAGUGACCCGAGCCAUUCCCAGUACGGCGCUCACGUCUCCCGUGACCUCUUGAAGUAUUUCCAAGAACCAGAGGCGGAAUCCUUCUCUGCUGUGGCAUCGUGGCUCCAGUCCAACGAUAUUCCUAACUUCGUCCGAGACGGACCCUGGGUUCGUCUGAACACGACUGUUGGCAAGGCAAACCGUCUGUUGGACUGCAAGUUCGCCAAGUAUCAGUACAACACCGGCGACGUCGUUCUCCGUGCCAAGGAGUACACCCUCCCCGCCCGGCUCUUGGAACAUGUCGACUUUGUCUACCCCGUCAGCCAGUUCGUGAGCAAGCCGCCGAGACGGGAGAUCAAGAUGCGGGAUUCAGGCAUGACGAAGCGCCAGAGCACCAUGCCCCAAAGCUGCUGGUCUUACACCACGCCCGACUGUCUCGUGGAGCUGUACAACAUCAACUACCACCUGCCGGACGACCAGUCGCCCACGGACUUCGCCAUCGCCGGCUUCCUCGAGGAGUACCCCAGCGUGCCGACCCUGCAGGCGUUCCUCGCGUCCUACAGCCCCCUCCGGAACACCACCGGCUACUCCCCCAAGUACAACCUCACCGUCGAGUCCAUCAACGGCGGCGGCGACACCACCGAGGGCGGCGGCGUCGAGGCCCUGCUCGACAUCCAGUACAGCAUGCCCUUCAUCCAGCCCAUGAACGUCACCUACUUCUCCACCGGCGGCCGCGGCCCGGAGAUCGGCGACGACGGCAGGGACAAGACGCCCGACGAGAGCGGCAACGAGCCGUGGAUCGAGUUCCUCGAGGCCCUCCUCGCCCGCGACGCCAUCCCCCACGUCAUCUCCAUCUCCUACACCGACGACGAGCAGGCCAUCCCGCUCCCCUACGCCCGCCGCGUCUGCGACCUCUUCAUGCAGGUCGCCGCCCGCGGCGUCUCGAUCCUCGUCGCCACCGGAGACGGCGGCGCCGCCGGCAUCCGCUCCGGGAACUGCGUCUCCAACGACGGCACCAACACGACAAAGUUCCUCCCGACGUUCCCCGUCGACUGCCCCUACGUCACGGGCGUCGGCGCCACGGGCAACUACGCCCCCGCCGAGCCGGCGUGGUACAGCUCCGGCGGCUUCAGCGAGUACUUUGAGCGGCCCGCCUGGCAGGAGUCGGUGGCCGCGGCCUAUAUCGCCGGCAUCAACGGCUCCCACUCGGGCUGGUACGCGCCCAAGGGCCGGGGCAUCCCGGACAUCUCGGCCGUCGGCUCUCGCUUCCUGAUGCAGCCCGGCUGGACGCAGAAGGGCACCAGCGCGAGCACGCCCGUCGUCGCGGCCAUGAUCGCCCUCGCCAACGACAAGCGGAUGAGGCAGGGCCGCCCCCCGCUGGGCUUCCUCAACCCGCUGCUGUACUCCGACAAGGUCCGCUCCGCCAUCAACGACGUCACCAGCGGCUCCAGCGGCAGCUGUCCCGUCGGUGACCAGGUCGAGAGCGGAUGGCUGGCGACUGCGGGAUGGGAUCCGGCAACUGGUCUUGGUACGCUGGACUUUGCCAAGUUCGUGGCGGCGCUCGAGUAG